UAUUGGGUUUAAUUAAAAAAAAGUAUAAUCCAGAAAUGGUUUGUUUUUAAAAAAUAAAUAAAAAUAUUUUGACUGAAGAACAUCUUCACUUGUUUAUGCAAGAAAUCAAACACUAUUUGAUUUUUCUUAAGCAGGGGAAAGCAGUAGAUCAUGCAUGGUAAUACCAUUCAGUGAUACUGUCAGGUGUUGUAAGGAUACUAAAUGCAUAUUUGACAUUAACGAGCUGCCAAAGUUUAAAAACUAGCGACAGCAGCCUCGCAAGUCAGGCUCACUUUCACUGUCCUGAUAAAUCAAAUGCGCUUUUACUUUCUAAUAAGGUGAAACUGUGAGCUGUCAGAAACGUUGCAAAGUCAUUGGACGUAACUUCUGCUACAUGUAAACAAGCACAUGCACUCAAUUUCGUACACUAGUGCUUAACGUUGCGUUAGACAUUCCUAACCUGACAGUGUCCCUAAGUUAUCAUGUCUGUUUGCUUUCAUUUUCCAGCUGGGUUUUAAUUUUGCAUGCAUUUCAGUGAAAUAUGGUAUGCGUAAUAAUUGUUUCCUGGAAGCGUUUUGGGGCUAUUGCUGCUGGUACUCACCAAAGUCAGGAAGGCGAUGAAAUCUCUUUUCCUUUUGUGGUGGUUUGUUAGCUAAAUCAAAAGCAGUGCAGAAAACGAUCCUGUUCUUUAUUUGUAUAGUAACUUACAUGUUUCUGAGUUUGAUGUUGUUUGCCAAAUAGCUCUAAGUAACAAGGAGCUCUCUGCUUAAUGACACCCCAAACAACUCCAAAUGUAGUGUACCUAAUAUUUUUGUUUGGAGGAAGAAUGUUAAACUUUAGUUGCUUUGGCAGAGCAAUUGGUGACGUUUAAUGCUUGUCCUUAGUUUAUUGUAGGAGCCUCUGGGAAGCUGUUUUUUUGAAGUAAUGCCAAUAGAAAGUGGAAGCUGUGCAUCUGCUCGCCAAGCAAAGCAGAAACGCAAAUCACACAGUCUUUCAAUCCGAAGAACCAACAGUUCUGAGCAAGAGCGGGCAGGACUGCAGAGAGACAUGUUGGAAGGGCAGGAUUCUAAACUACCAUCUUCUGUUCGGAACACGCUCCUCGAACUUUUUGGACAAAUAGAGCGGGAGUUUGAAAAUUUGUAUAUUGAAAAUUUGGAAUUACGUAGAGAGAUUGAUACUCUUAAUGAGCGUUUAGCAGCCGAAGGACAGACAAUCGAUGGAGCUGAACUGAGCAAAGGACAACUGAAAACAAAAGCCAGCCAUAGUACCAGUCAACUUUCUCAGAAAUUAAAGACAACUUACAAGGCAUCUACUAGCAAGAUUGUAUCCAGUUUUAAAACUACAACAUCAAGAGCAAUCUGUCAACUGGUAAAGGAGUAUAUUGGCCACAGGGAUGGCAUUUGGGAUGUCAGUGUUGCGAAAACUCAGCCAGUGGUUUUGGGAACUGCAUCUGCUGAUCAUACUGCUUUGCUGUGGAGCAUAGAAACAGGGAAGUGCCUUGUCAAGUAUGUAGGGCAUGUUGGAUCAGUAAACUCAAUAAAGUUUCAUCCAACUGAGCAAGUGGCUCUUACAGCAUCUGGAGACCAGACAGCUCACAUCUGGAGAUACAUAGUACAGUUGCCUACACCUCAGCCAACUGCAGACUGCAAUCAAGUGUCUGGAGAAGAUGAAUUUGAGUUCUCAGAUAAAGAUGAACCAGAUGGAGAUGGAGAUGGUUCUAGCGAUUGUCCCACUGUUAGAGCUCCGUUAACUUCACUCAAAAGUCAUCAAGGAGUGGUCAUAGCAGCUGAUUGGCUUGUUGGGGGGAAGCAAGCAGUGACAGCUUCGUGGGAUAGGACAGCAAACCUGUAUGAUGUAGAGACUUCUGAAUUAGUCCAUUCUCUUACAGGGCAUGACCAAGAGCUAACACACUGUUGUACCCAUCCCACCCAGCGUCUUGUGGUGACGUCCUCACGUGAUACAACCUUCCGCCUGUGGGAUUUCAGAGAUCCUUCUAUCCAUUCUGUGAAUGUCUUUCAGGGCCACACAGACACUGUGACAUCUGCAGUUUUCACUGUGGGAGACAAUGUUGUUUCUGGUAGUGAUGACCGUACUGUAAAAGUUUGGGAUUUGAAAAACAUGAGGUCUCCUAUUGCUACCAUUCGUACAGAUUCUGCAGUAAAUAGGAUUAAUGUAUGUGUUGGCCAAAGAAUCAUUGCCCUUCCCCACGACAACCGACAGGUUAGGUUAUUUGACAUGUCAGGAGUGCGAUUAGCACGCCUCCCUCGCAGUAAUAGACAGGGCCACAGAAGAAUGGUGUGCUGCUCCGCCUGGAGUGAAGAUCACCCAAUAUGUAACCUCUUCACCUGUGGAUUUGAUCGUCAGGCUAUUGGCUGGAACAUCAAUAUUCCUGCUUUGUUACAAGAAAAGUGAAAUGCUGGAAGAAUUUUUGCAUUUUAUGUUGCCGUGGACUGCUGUACUUCUGCAGACUUCUCUGAAUACCAGUCUGCUAUUGGUCUAAAAGCUCUUCCUUAAAUGGAAACUUCAGCAGAUGUUGUUCUUGUUACCACAUUGUGCACAGUUUGCAUGAGUUGUACAGAAAAUGUGAUUUUUCUUUUUUAAAUUAGUUUGUCCUGUGUAUGAACUUUUAUAUUUUGGCAUCCACUGGUCAAUAUGUUCACUGUUGCAUAGAGCACAUAAGUGUUCAUAAGUUAUUUAGCAUUUGAUAGAUAAACAGUAGGGCAUUACAUUUGUGACAUAAAUGUGAAACUGAUGUAGUUAAUGUAGAGAGUGUAUAGCAGUCUGUUACAUUUUUCCAUGAUCUACAUAUCUGCCUUGUGUUGAAAAGAAUCUGCAGGGCUAAAAGUUUGAAAUGAAGUGUGAAUUUCACUAGUUGUAUGAUUGUAAACAUUUUCCUGUUUGCAUCUAAUUGGAACAGUUAUUUUUAGUGCUGCAGUAUAGUGCUACUUCAACUCCAUUUUCAGUCCAGUUAUGGGAGAAAUAGUAGACUUGAGAAGGAAAAUAUAAACAACUUGUAGUGAUUAUAGACUGCAAGGUGUAUUCUGAAAGCUUUUUGUACUUUUUCUUUGGAAAAAAGAAAAUGUUCAUUCUGCCCUUCUUAUAUAAAGUGAUUCUAAAAAUCUCAUGGCAUUUCACACUAGCAAAAAUCCAGAAUAUUAUGAUCCAGUCAAGCAAAUUUUGAAGCACUUUAGUUUAUAGCUAUUGUUAUAAACCAUUUAUGAAAGUUUGACUUUACCAGUGAAUGUGAGCUGACCUUUGUAAGAAGGAUUGCUUCUUUUUGGUGAUCUGCCCAGAAAGGAUAUAAUUUUAUCUUUUUUUUGUCUUUUUUUUCCUAUACCUACAAUGAGUAUACUUUAAAUGCGUUCUUUUUUUUUUUCUCCUUUUUUCUUUUUUUUUUUUGAGCCAGCAAUACAAAGUAAAUUAGUACUACCUCAAAAGUGAAUGUUGGUCAAGAUACGCUGAAUCUCUCUGUAGCCUGGAAAAAGCACUUUUGGUCUCUGGCUGAAGUACUGUUUACUUACAUGAGAGGAAAGACAAUCAUACUUAAUGUGAUCCUUAACAUAAUUAACACUUAAGGCUAAUGGAGCAAUAUGAUAAGUAAACAUCAUCUGUUACCUUUGUGUUCUCAGCUGUGGCAAGGGGCUGUUGCAGUCCUUAUACUGUCGUACAUGGGAUAAUUAGUGUAGACCUCCCUUCUUUCUCCCCAAUGAUCUUACUGUGCUUUUGCUCCGCACUGUGCCCAGCCUUUUUUGCACUGGCAGUGCGGUGUUAUACCACAACUGCUGCUUAUUUAUGUAAGUGCAAAUGGCAGCUGACAUCUUCAAAAGAACAGGAAGGCUGCUUCAGUCAGACACUUCUUUUUAGCUAGAGGGAGAUCCUGCCCCUAACUGUUUGACAUAUCACACUGGAAGAUGAAGGGUGAGGGUAAGCUAAGGGUGUGCUGUUACAGUGGGAAAGUUUAUGCUGGGCUGCCAUUAGAUAAGUAAUUGGAACUUUUUAUCUCAUUCUUUGGAAUAUGUGAAGCUGUAACUGUGCUCGUGUCCUCUACAACGCGGUUCAGGGCUGAUGUGUUAAUUGGGUUCCUUGUUGGCUGACGUGUAAAAGCGUUGCAGUGCGAUGGGAUGGGAUGGGAUUGAAUAGUUGCAGGGAAACUAGAGUCCUAGAAUUGGUUUUGUGGAAGAUCAAGGUAUGUAAUGGAAAAUGAGUCUAAUAUCUUUAUAGUAUGAGCCAUCAUAGUAGCUUCAUCUUAAAUUCCAUAGUGUAUUUUUCUGUUUUUUUUUUUUCUUGAGGUAGAAGUUAUAUACAGAACUGUACUGAAGCAGUCUUAAAAUACCAGAACUAGUGAAGUUGAGGAAAGUGGCUGCAGAGCUUUAAGUCUCCUGAUAAAAAGGGUUAAAGAUGGUGUCAGCAUUUAUUUUCACUUAUUUUUUUUCUGGAUUUUUAAAGCCAUUUGAUGUUGACAGAUUUUAUUCUUUAAGGAAAAAGGCUCACAUUUUCUUUCAGUUGAGAGAGAAGUUUCUCUCCAGCCAGCACAAGCAGUUUCUGUAGCAGAGCUUGCGUGUAACAUCUUGAGUGAUGGCCCAACCGUCAGUUAUGUGCGGCGAGGGAGAGAGGGUCACUGCUUUUGGUCCUGCUAGCCUGAAUCGACUGCUUAAAUGUCUCCAGUAUACAGAUGUAAUACAGGACCAUGAGACUCUAUGUAGUCUGAUAAUCAUUGCUGCAAACUUUUUAUAUCACCAGAGGAACAGACCUCUGGCACCAGAAUGGGACAAUUAUAUGCGUUCAUUUUUGAAGAAAUAUCAAACAAGGUGCUACAGCCACGUUCUUAUGAGCAGGCGAAUACUCAACUAGAUUUGAACUAACUCUUCGCUUAAUUUUAUAUACUGUACUGAAGAUUAAACCCCAGUUUCCACUUCCCUUGAAGCAAAUCACACAUGAGCAGUGGUAGUGAACAGUACUGCGCUGAUUAAACACGUGAGAAACAUUUCAUAGGUUUGGAUAUUCUAGAGAGAGCUUUUUCAGCAUUGAACAAUGUCCAACAUUUCAUAAAAUGGAGAAGAGUUGCAGUUACAGUUUCAGUAUUGUGCAGAAUAUUCAGAACUUCACAGAAUGUUCAUCACUGGGCAAAAUCAAGCUUUUGUCUUUCAAAUAAUGCACAUCAGUUUUCACAAGUUUUGUGUACUUUUAAAUCAGAAAGAUCUGGAAUGCAGCAUCUUAUUUGUUGCCUAAAUCUGUGAAAAGCAUCUUUUUGGAAAAAGAAUUUAUAAGUUAUGUGGAACCACUUUUUAUUAUUCUGCUAAUUUGUUUAUAGAUGUAAAAUCUUAAUCUUCAUUAUGAUUCAAAACUGCAUUAAAACAUUCAACAUUUUUUUUUGCAAGUUACUGUUCUUCUGUUUUGCAUUAAGGUUAAUAUUAAUAUCUCAUUAGUAAUCAAAUGAUUUUCCUAUCCGUUUUCUGCUCUCUUACUCAAGAAGUUAAUUAUCAGUGCAAUGAUGAGUGCAGUUGAGGAAGAAGGCCAGGUGAGCCCCUGAAGUAGGGCAUGCACUUGGUCAUGCUGACAUAGGCAGGUGCUCAGUCUUGGUAUUUGUACUGUUGUCUUUGGUUUUGUAUGAGCUAUUUUGUAAAUACGUUUUGUUUUGUAGAUUA
Molecule: messenger RNA, 5624 nt
Organism: Lagopus leucura (white-tailed ptarmigan)
Lineage: Eukaryota; Metazoa; Chordata; Aves; Galliformes; Phasianidae
Gene: WDR37
Product: WD repeat domain 37
Exons: 13
Coding region: 904-2391 (495 amino acids)
Cellular component (GO): preribosome, large subunit precursor
Molecular function (GO): protein binding
Source: RefSeq, a predicted model, not a curated record